UCAUGUUGUAUUGUAUCCAAAUACAGACAUUAUUACAAUAUCAUGUUACUUCUCUUUCACUCCACUCUUUUCAUUAACAAAAUCAAUCAUCUUUUUGGCGCCAAAUGGACCCCACCAAAUUAAAAUCUCAUCUUCCCCAUAGUAUUGAUAUUUCUCUUCAUAAAUAAAUACAAACCUACUUCACUUUCUCAAUCCUCAUCCUCAUAUUCAACUGAACUCAACUGAACUCACCGUACCGUACUUAACUCUAACCAACACAACCCAAAACGGCGUCGUACUUCAAAUUCUAAAUGCAAAUUAUUCUUUUCUCCUUCUUCAUCCUCCUUUUCUUUUUUCAUCCCGUCGUUUCUCUCUCCUCCGACGGCCUCGCUCUUCUAACACUCAAAUCCGCCGUCGACGGCGGUGACACCGCAACUACAUUCUCCGACUGGAACGAAAACGACCUUACACCCUGUCACUGGUCCGGCAUUAGCUGCUCCAACAUCUCCGGGGAGCCUGACUCCCGUGUCGUCGGUAUUGGACUCGCCGGAAAAGGUCUCCGUGGUUAUCUCCCGUCGGAGCUCGGAAACCUUAUCUACCUCCGUCGUCUUAGCCUCCAUACUAACCUCUUCCAUGGCUCCAUUCCCGUUCAGCUCUUCAAUGCUAGUUCCCUUCACAGCAUCUUCCUCCAUGGAAACAAUCUCUCCGGUAAUCUCUCCCCGUCGGCGUGUAACCUUCCUCGUCUUCAAAAUCUUGACCUCUCUGACAAUUCACUCGCCGGAAACAUUCCUCAGUCGAUCGGAAACUGUUCACAGCUUCAGAGACUGAUUCUCGCGAGGAAUAAUUUCUCCGGUUACAUUCCGGUGACGCCAUGGAAGAAGCUGAAGAAUCUCGUUCAGUUAGACUUAUCAGCAAAUGUUCUAGAAGGUUCAAUUCCAGAACAAAUCGGUGAGUUAAACUCACUCACCGGAACGCUAAACCUCUCGUUUAAUCAUUUAACCGGUAAAGUUCCGAAGUCUCUAGGAAAAUUGCCGGUGACGGUUAGUUUUGAUCUUCGGAGCAAUGAUCUAAGCGGUGAAAUUCCUCAAACCGGGUCGUUUUCGAAUCAAGGACCGACGGCGUUUCUGAAUAAUCCGAAACUAUGUGGGUUUCCUCUGCAGAAAGAUUGUACCGGUUCAGCAUCGAGUGAACCAGGAGCUAGUCCUGGUUCAACUCGACAACGCAUGAACCGGUCAAAGAAAGGAUUGAGUCCUGGUUUGAUUAUUAUUAUAACAGUGGCUGAUGCUGCUGCUGUGGCAUUGAUUGGUCUUGUUGUUGUGUAUGUGUAUUGGAAGAAAAAGGAUAAGAAUAAUGGAUGUAGUUGUACUUUGAAGAGAAAAUUUGGUGGUAAUGGAAGCAACGAAAGAUCGAAUUCGUGUUGUUUGUGUUUGGCUUUAGGUUGUGUAAAAGGGUUUAAGAGUGAUGAUUCAGAGAUGGAAGAGAGUGAGAAAGGAGGAAGAGAGGGAAAUGGGAGAGGGGAAGGUGAAGGAGAAGGUGAAUUGGUGGCAAUUGAUAAAGGUUUUAGCUUUGAACUUGAUGAAUUGUUAAGGGCUUCUGCAUAUGUGUUAGGGAAAAGUGGGUUAGGGAUUGUGUAUAAGGUAGUGCUUGGGAAUGGGGUACCUGUAGCUGUGAGGAGAUUGGGGGAAGGUGGUGAACAAAGGUAUAAGGAAUUUGCUACUGAAGUUCAAGCAAUUGGGAAAGUGAAACAUCCUAAUAUUGUUAAGUUAAGAGCUUAUUAUUGGGCUCAUGAUGAAAAGCUUUUGAUUAGUGAUUUUGUUUCUAAUGGCAAUUUGGCUAAUGCUCUUAGAGGGAGAAAUGGCCAACCAUCUCCAAAUCUUUCAUGGUCAAUUAGGCUGAGAAUAGCCAAAGGAACGGCCAGAGGUUUAGCUUAUCUCCAUGAAUGCAGUCCAAGAAAAUUUGUUCACGGCGACCUCAAACCCUCUAAUAUCCUCCUCGACACAGACUUCCAACCCCUCAUUUCUGAUUUCGGUCUAAACCGGCUAAUCAGCAUUACCGGCAACAAUCCCUCGACCGGCGGUUUUAUGGGUGGAGCUCUUCCUUACAUGAAGUCAUCGCAAACAGAACGAACCAACAACUAUAAAGCUCCUGAAGCUAAAGUACCAGGCUGCAGACCCACCCAAAAAUGGGAUGUGUAUUCAUUUGGUGUUGUGUUACUUGAAUUGCUCACCGGUAAGUCCCCAGAUUCUUCCCCAGGAGCAUCGACUUCUGUCGAAGUGCCUGACUUGGUAAGGUGGGUAAAGAAAGGGUUUGAACAAGAAAGCCCUUUAUCUGAAAUGGUUGAUCCAUCACUUCUUCAAGAAAUUCAUGCCAAGAAAGAAGUACUAGCUGUGUUUCAUGUAGCACUAUCAUGCACAGAGGGAGACCCUGAAGUCAGGCCUAGAAUGAAAACUGUGUCCGACAAUCUUGAAAGAAUUUGAACAUAAUAUUCUGAUGUUUACCAGCUGAAAGUAGUGAACAUGAGACUGGAAAGGAACAUGCAUUUCAGUUCCAUGAUGCAUUUUUGUGAUGACAUUUAGAAGAUUUUCUUGUGGGGGCAUCAAGAUGGGGUUUCAAUUUGCAAAUACUUUCUUUCCUAUCUGGAAUUUGUCCCUUUAGCUUCUGUUUUGAAGUCAGCAAUUUUUUGACAAAGGUCAUCAUCAUCACAAGUCUCACCUUAUCUUCGAAUGACCAAGAAAUUUAAUAAAUUAUGUUUAAACUUUGUUGCAAUCUCAUUCACUCCAGAAUCUGAUCACAAGGAUUCACAUUAGCCAGUGUUAUUGUUACUUAAUUGGAAAAUUCAUAUGUAAUAUGGUGUAUAAGAAAUUUUAUUCAAUGUCUCCAUUAUCAAUGAUAACUAGUUUUACAAGUUCUUCUCUA
Medicago truncatula (barrel medic) is the source of this 2895-nucleotide messenger RNA. Its product is annotated as receptor protein kinase-like protein ZAR1. Gene Ontology annotation, biological process: protein phosphorylation. The coding region runs from base 291 to 2456 and encodes 721 amino acids. Lineage: Eukaryota; Viridiplantae; Streptophyta; Magnoliopsida; Fabales; Fabaceae. Gene Ontology annotation, molecular function: ATP binding; protein binding; protein kinase activity. The transcript is spliced from 2 exons. The record is from RefSeq and is a predicted model, not a curated record.